Molecule: messenger RNA, 1859 nt
Organism: Rhodamnia argentea
Lineage: Eukaryota; Viridiplantae; Streptophyta; Magnoliopsida; Myrtales; Myrtaceae
Product: primary amine oxidase 2-like
Exons: 6
Coding region: 239-1729 (496 amino acids)
Biological process (GO): amine metabolic process
Molecular function (GO): copper ion binding; quinone binding; primary methylamine oxidase activity
Source: RefSeq, a predicted model, not a curated record
GCUCACCGUCGACCUCUCGUCCCGCCGGGUCGACUCCGCCCGAGUCCACGCCGGCCAUGGCUUCCCGAUCCUCACGUUCCACGAGCAGGCCGCCCCGAGCAGCCUCGCGCAGCGGCACCCGCCGUUCCUGGAGUCGACGAGGAAGAGGGGGCUCAAGGCGGAGGAGAUAGUGUGCGGGCGUGUCACGGUGGGUUGGUACGGGCAGGAGGAAAGGGAGGUCAGUCGGAGGGUGAAGGUGAUGUGUUCCUAUCUGGACGGGACGGUGAAUUUGUACAUGAGGCCGGAGGAGGGAGUGACGGUCGCCGUUGAUCUGGACGAGAUGAGGAUCGUUGGGUUCGUGGAUAGAGUGACGGUCCCAGUGCCCAAGCCCAAUGGGACGGACUACAGCGGAUUGCAGAAGCGGGUCGGGCCUGCCCUGAAGCGGAUCGGGUUGGUGCAGCCCGAUGGCCCGAGUUUCGCUGUGGACGGGCAUAUGAUCAGGUGGGCUAACUGGGAAUUCCACUUGAGUUUUGAUGUAAGGGCGGGUCCAAUUAUCUCGCUCUCGUUGAUUUACGACGCGGAGCAGCAGGAAUUCCGGCAGGUGAUGUACAGGGGAUUCAUUUCGGAGCUAUUUGUGCCGUACAUGGACCUUACCGAGGAAUGGUACUACAGGACCUUCUUCGACGCAGGCGAAUACGGGUUCGGACUCUACGCUGUGCAGCUCGAGCCGUUACGAGAUUGCCCCGAAAACGCCGCGUUCAUGGAUGCGUACAUUGCUGGACAGGACAGGAAACCUAUCAAGAUGUCCAAUGUAUUCCGUGUGUUCGAGCGGUACGCUGGAGAUAUCAGGUGGCAUCACACUGAGCUCGGGAUUCCUGGCAAAGUGAUAAGAGAGGUGAGGCCAGAGGUAAACCUGGUGGUGAGAAUGGUCUCGACGGUCGGCAAUUACGAUUACAUUGUGGAUUGGGAGUUCAAGCAGAGCGGAUCCAUCAAAGCCACGGUAGGGCUAACCGGUCUACUGGAGGUUAGGGGUUCGAACUACACUCACAAUGACCAGAUAGCGGAUGAAGAAUACGGCGUACUAUUAGCAGAAAACACCUUGAGCGCGCCACAUGACCAUUUCCUCAUCUUCCACCUCGAUCUCGACAUCGACAGUGAUUCCAACUCCUUUGUCAAGUUCGUCUUCAGACAGACCCCAGUGACAGAUCGCCGGUCCCCCAGGAAAAGCUAUUGGAGUGUCGUUAGCGAAACAGCUAAGACCAAGUCCGACACAAAGAUCAAACUAGGCUCGGAGCAGGUGGAGCUGUUGGUGGUAAACCCGGGGAAGAAGACUAAGGUAGGGAAUCGGGUCGGUUACCGCCUAAUCCCUGGAUCAAUAACGCAGCCCCUCCUAUCGGACGAUGAUUAUGCCCAGAUCCGCAGAGCGUUUACCAAGUACAACGUGUGGGUGACGCCAUACAACACGUCUGAGAAGUGGGCUGGUGGAUUGUACACGGAUCAGAGCAACGGCGAGGACACAUUAGCCACAUGGACUCAAAGAAACAGGGCAAUGGAGAACAAGGACAUAGUGUUGUGGUAUACCUUGGGGUUCCCUCAUGCCCCGUACCAGGAAGAUUUUCCACUGAUGCUGACAUUGAGCAGCGGGUUUGAGCUCCGACCGGCCAAUUUCUUCGAGAGCAACCCGGUACUCAGAGUUAUACCGCCUGGAGUGGUUGAGUGGCCAAAUUGUUCCAUACCUUCCGUUAUUUAGAUUUGACAAAUUGAUCUUCAGGAACAGGGUGACCAUGGUCACCUGCUUCGACUUCAAUAAGCUGUGUCGAGCUUGUGAAUUGCCUCUCAAUCGAUAGCUGAAAAUUAGAAGAACCCUGAUCCUUGGGGAU